Molecule: messenger RNA, 560 nt
Organism: Apis florea (little honeybee)
Lineage: Eukaryota; Metazoa; Arthropoda; Insecta; Hymenoptera; Apidae
Gene: Lamtor4
Product: Late endosomal/lysosomal adaptor, MAPK and MTOR activator 4
Biological process (GO): positive regulation of TOR signaling; cellular response to amino acid stimulus
Cellular component (GO): Ragulator complex; lysosome
Molecular function (GO): guanyl-nucleotide exchange factor activity
Source: RefSeq, a predicted model, not a curated record
AAACAGAAAAUACAUAAUUGAUUGCUGUCAGCUCGUAGCUUGAUAGCUUUCAUUUUGUUGUAAUUUCAUAUAUUGACAAUUAUAAAAGAAGUGUAAUUAUUUAGUAUAAUUUGUUUAAUUUUUUUUUAAUCUAUUAGUUAUAAAUAAAUUGCCAAUAGUACAUUUAAUGUAAUAGAACGAUUUAUUUUAAAUCAACAGGAAAAAUAUGCUUUCAUUGGAACGAAUUCCAGAUCAAAUUGGACAUUUGAUUUUGACAGAGGAUGGUGCAGUGUUAACGUCUGGAGGUGAACUGGAAAAUGAUGAAAAAUUUGCAAAUAUUAUUGUAGGUUUAGUUACAUUAACCAAUAAAAUUGAUCCAAAAGCAUUUCCUAACAAUGAAGUUUUUGAUAAAAUAUCAAUAACAUAUCCAGAUCAUUGUUAUAUUAUCUGUCUUUCAAAUAAAAAGAUUCAUGUAGUGAAAAAAAGAUUGGUGUCCUCAACAACUGCAAUUGUUGAGCAACCUCUUAUUGAUGUAUAAAUAUUAUUUAUUCGUACAAGAAUAAAAUUAAAAUAUUAAGCAA